AUGAAUCCUCCUACGAGAUAUCAGGAUGAACAAGUUAGUGAUAUGCAUGAUGGAGAGUACGUCRGAAAGGCAGCGGUAGCUAAAGAUGGCGACCGGCAAAAGCAAUUUCUUAUCGACACUCCCUUCCCCAAAAGUGUUGAGCAAGCAACAGCCAAAGACAUCAAAAGUCCAAGUGAUUCCAAACAAACCAUCAACCCUAUAGUGAAGUCAUCAAGYCCCAAAAAUGCCUGGGGAAAUUCCUCGUAUGCAGAACUUAUUACCCGAGCCAUAAUGUCCUCUCCUAACAAGAGGAUGACUCUACAGGAAAUCUACGCCUGGAUAAGUGAUAAUAUCCCRUAUUUUAUGGACAAGAAAGAUGKUYCAASCACAACUGGAUGGAAGAAUUCAGUCCGCCACACUCUUUCUAUCAGAAAACGCUUUGUACGUAUUCGCAACACCGAAUAUGGUACUUUCAACUACAAGAGUUACUGGACGAUMGACCCAAACGAAGAAACAAGAAAGCAUUCCAGAGGUCGGAGUUCCGCGGGAAGUCCUUCUGUGAACUCCAAUAACAUUCGUGAUCCACAAACAAGUGACACAAGAAUAGCUAUAAUGAGAAACGGAUUGAUAUAUCAGAGGCCAAAAAUAGAAUUACCAGGGUCUUGUUGUCCGUAUUGUGAAGGGCAUAGCAGAUUGAGUGUCGCGUUACAAUACCAACAUGGUCUUAGUUACUAUAGUUACCAAUUUUAAUAAGGCCAAGAGCCUCUUUAUAGUUUUCUUAGUUUCUGAAAAGGAAAAGCAUUUUUAUCCGAGUCGUUUUGCA
This is a messenger RNA of Actinia tenebrosa (Australian red waratah sea anemone), 802 nucleotides long. RefSeq names its product forkhead box protein O-like. Gene Ontology annotation, biological process: regulation of DNA-templated transcription. NCBI's taxonomy places the organism in Eukaryota, Metazoa, Cnidaria, Anthozoa, Actiniaria, Actiniidae. The record is from RefSeq and is a predicted model, not a curated record. Gene Ontology annotation, molecular function: sequence-specific DNA binding; DNA-binding transcription factor activity.